GAUAUUUUGAUAAAUUAUCAACAAUCCUAGAGCCAACCAGGAGACACAAAAACUAAAAGUUUUAAAAACUAAAAAACACUAAAAACAAACAGUUUAGUUGUUCCUCAACCAGCACAGUUAUAGGCGUCCAAAUGCAGUCCUGCUGGCUGCUGGGCCUGCUGGUGGUCCUCGGUGGCCUGGUGGCAGACUGCUUCUACGUGCCCGGCGUGGCGCCGGUGGAAUUCGUCCAAGACCAGAAAAUCGACGUAAAGGCGGUGAAAAUGACCAGUAGCCGCACACAGCUGCCGUAUCAGUACUACUCGCUCCGCUUCUGCUACCCUAAGAACGGCACGCUGAUUUUCAAGUCGGAGAACUUGGGAGAGGUGCUUCGCGGUGACCGGAUCGUCAACACACCCUAUGACGUGAGGAUGAAUCAGCAGGUCAACUGCCGGCUACUGUGCAACCAGAAAGACAGACCCCUCACCUGGAGCAAAGAGGACUCUGCUCUGGUUGCGGAACGCAUCCAACACGAGUACUUCGUGCAUCUGCUGGUAGACAAUCUUCCGGUGGCCACUCGCAUCGUAAACGUGAAUAGCCCAUCGGAAGUGACCUACGAGCACGGCUACCGUCUGGGCCAGGUUGACGGGGAGAACAUCUACAUCAACAACCACCUCAAGUUCAUUAUGUCCUACCAUAUGCACACCAAAGGCAAGUACCGUGUGGUGGGCUUCGAGGUGGAAACUGUUUCGGUGAGUCACAAGGAGCUAAAGUUCCACGGCGACACGUGUAACUUCCCGGACAGCGCCCGACCACAGCUCGUCAACCCUAACGGAGAGACUCAGCUGUACUUCACCUACUCCGUUGAAUGGAAAGAAUCCAAGGUGAGCUGGGCCUCGCGUUGGGACAUUUACCUAGGCAUGCGCGAUGUGCAGAUUCAUUGGUUCAGCAUCAUCAACUCCUUGGUGGUGGUGUUCUUCCUCUCGGGCAUCCUCACCAUGAUCAUGAUCCGCACCUUGCGUCGGGAUAUCGCGAGGUACAACACGGACGAUAACAUCGAGGACACACUGGAGGAGACGGGAUGGAAACUGGUGCACGGCGACGUGUUCCGACCACCCAAGAACACGCGAUUCUUCUCCGCGAUUAUUGGCAGUGGCAUCCAAAUAUUUUUCAUGUCUCUUAUCACCAUCUUCUUCGCCAUGUUGGGCAUGCUAUCGCCAUCGUCGCGAGGUGCUCUGAUGACUUCUGGCAUCUUUAUGUACGUCUUCAUGGGCACCAUUGCCGGCUAUUAUGCAGCACGUCUCUACAAGACGAUGAAGGGGCGGGAAUGGAAACGGGCAGCCUUUCUCACGGCUACUCUAUAUCCGGGCAUUGUCUUUGGCACCGGAUUCAUUUUGAACUUCUUCAUAUGGGACAAGUCCUCCAGUGGAGCUGUACCUUUCACUACCAUGAUCUCGCUUCUGCUACUCUGGUUUGGCAUCUCUGUGCCCUUGGUGUAUCUGGGCUUUUAUCUCGGCUACCGGAAGCAGCCGUAUCAGCAUCCCGUGCGCACCAACAUGAUUCCGCGGCAGGUGCCAGCUCAGCAUUGGUACAUGAAUGCGGUCUUGAGCACUCUGAUGGCUGGUAUCUUGCCGUUUGGCGCCGUCUUCAUUGAGCUCUUCUUUGUAUUCACGGCCAUUUGGCAGAAUCAAUUCUACUAUCUCUUUGGCUUUCUAUUCUUAGUGUUUUGUAUUUUAGUAGUUAGCUGUGCCCAGAUCUCCAUAGUCAUGACCUAUUUCCAACUGUGCGGAGAGGACUACCGCUGGUGGUGGCGAAGUUUUAUUGUCUCCGGAGGCUCCGCCGUCUAUGUGCUCUUUUAUAGCAUUUUCUACUUUUUCACCAAGCUUGAGAUCACUGAAUUUAUCCCAACCCUUCUCUACUUGGGCUACACGGGCCUCAUGGUGCUCACUUUCUGGCUACUGACGGGCUCAAUCGGCUUCUUCGCCGCCUAUGUCUUUAUUCUGAGAAUCUACGGAGCUGUGAAGAUCGACUAGACGUCUCCUGGUCGUCUCCACUCACCAACCACGCUGUACACCAAACUAUCCUUGCAAUAUCACUCGAUCAUAAAAAUACUUAUAGAGCAACUGUCCAGGUGCGCCUGAUAAAAUGAACGAAUUGAUAAUCCGACGAUUAUAUAAUCUGCGCUAAUGUUCCCCUUCAUGUCCCAGCUUCAGAAAAGCACCGAUUGAGUAACCACUUGGUAUGAUGACACCUCAUAGGUGGCUCCUUUUGAGAGCGUUGCGUUAGGAUACAUUCUAGAAAUGUCUUAUUUAUACAUGUAUGUAAAGAAUCUAAUCUAAGCAACAGAUAUAAAACAAACAAAAAUUAAAUAAACUAAGCUUAACUGUA
Molecule: messenger RNA, 2364 nt
Organism: Drosophila bipectinata
Lineage: Eukaryota; Metazoa; Arthropoda; Insecta; Diptera; Drosophilidae
Gene: TM9SF4
Product: transmembrane 9 superfamily protein member 4
Biological process (GO): protein localization to membrane
Cellular component (GO): membrane
Source: RefSeq, a predicted model, not a curated record